AUGAACGCAAAUUCAAGAAACCAAGACAUUUGUGACGAUGAAAAUUUAUAUGGAAUAAGGAAAGUCACGUAUUGGGAAAUAUACGGUGUGAAACGUUUUCCAUAUCGUGGAAAGCGUAAACAUACACCAUUACUUAGCCAGUCCUUUGAUGGAGGGAUGGUUAUUACAAAUGAUGUUUUCGGACUAACAAUUAGACAGUUUGAACGAGUGUAUACAGCUUGUUUGGAAAGAAGGAAGAGAAAAGAACAGUGGAUAAUAAACCUUAGAUAUCCUGACAAAUCUUCAAAUGAAUAUCUGGAAUAUUUACAGAAUUGUACUGACAGCAAUACAGAUGACUUGCUUUGGAUCGAAAAUGAUCUUCGAGAGAAAUCGCUUUACGAACAUUUAGUAAAAAAAAUUAGUACUGAAAUAGAUAUACGAACGAGACAACGACUGUUCAUCUUGAAAGAUAUUUUCGACAAUGCACUAUGGACUUGUGGAACAAAAAUAUCAAGUGGAAGUUUAGCAGAAGGUCUCGAUUUACCAGGAAGUGACAUAGAUAUAAUGUACGUAAGAGAAGACGCAGACGUAAUCCAGAAUAUAAGUAACAUUAAACACCCAAUACAACGUAGGACACUAGUUAUGGAAACAGAUGUUGACUAUCCUGGAUUUGCUAGACUCAGAUAUGUAGCAAUAGAGCAAGAUGACCCCAUCGUGGUACUUUCUAACGGUAAAAUAGAGGAGAAAAUUACCGGAAAGAUAACCAAACUCAAAUCUGGAAGGAAGUAUGUAUCAGUUGACAACUUCAUUGAUAUGAAUAAGAGUUCGGUAUUAACGAGACCGGUAUGUGUACACGGUCCCUGUCUAUCAGACAAACAACAGACGAUUGAUGUUGCAUACUGUUUACGCAGUAAAUAUCUACCGCACAGCGUUAUUCCAUGGGCAUCACGUCAUCGACGGCAGUGGCCCCCUAAUUUCGUAAUUGACAGGAUUAUAAAUUAUGGAUGCUUAUUAGUACCUAUAGGACCUAAAACUUUACCAGACAAUGACCUUCUAUGGAGAUUGUCUUUCUCUGUGGCAGAAAAAAUGCUAAUACAUUCGUUUAAUUUCACUCAAUUAUUAUGUUACGGUCUACUCAAAUUAACGUUGAAGUGUACCGUUAACACAAAUAUGUAUGUCAACGAUUUGUUGUGUUCCUACUUUCUGAAGAUGACCUUAUUCUGGGUCUCGGAGGAGGAAGAUAUUGAUACUUUUCAGUUAUCUAAAUUGUUUCAUUGUUUUUCUCUUUGUUUAGAUAAAUUAAUGUCAUGGGUAAACAUCUGCUUUUGUCCGAACUAUUUCAUACCUGCACAAAAUAUGUUCUUAGGAAAGAUUAAUCAAAAUAACAAUAAGAUACUAGUUAGCGUACUUGAGAGUAUAAAAAUUGGAGGGAUAGGUGGAUUGUUGACAAAUUUAUUUCAGCAUGAAACUCACCGUAUAUUAUAUCCAAAGUGUGAAUCUUCGUUUAUGAUGUUAGACUUUCUCUUCUAUAGAAUAGAUAGAAUUAGAACGCCACCAACUAACAUUUCGAGCUGUUAUAAAGUACUUACAUUAACUGAAUCUUUCAUCAACUCGGAAUCAUCGUCAUUUACAACAGGUGUAUGUCAAUUAUAUUAUGCUAGAGCCAGUCAAUUUAUAUCACAACUACUACCACCUCCACGAAACAAUACAAAACACGUACAACGUACGCAAAUGGUAUCAUAG
Mytilus trossulus (common blue mussel) is the source of this 1722-nucleotide messenger RNA. RefSeq lists its product as uncharacterized. Lineage: Eukaryota; Metazoa; Mollusca; Bivalvia; Mytilida; Mytilidae. The transcript is spliced from 2 exons. The record is from RefSeq and is a predicted model, not a curated record. The coding region runs from base 1 to 1722 and encodes 573 amino acids.